Molecule: messenger RNA, 983 nt
Organism: Callorhinus ursinus (northern fur seal)
Lineage: Eukaryota; Metazoa; Chordata; Mammalia; Carnivora; Otariidae
Gene: GEMIN6
Product: gem nuclear organelle associated protein 6
Biological process (GO): spliceosomal snRNP assembly; spliceosomal complex assembly
Cellular component (GO): nucleus; SMN complex
Molecular function (GO): RNA binding
Source: RefSeq, a predicted model, not a curated record
CUCAGAUGGGCGCCCUUGGAGUGACUCUUUCCUCACCGCGUGGUUACUGUGUACCCGUCGCUGCGAGGAGUUCUUGCUGGUAUUUCUCUCGUUUGUGGGACUUAAACGUUUAGUACCACCAGGUUUGAGUACCGUUUUAAGUAUCGUGCAGCUGCAAGCUAGGCCACGGAAUCUGCGCUCUAGAGCCUUCGCUGCUGCUCCCUGGCUUGUGCAUCCUCCAAACAAAUAAGAGGAAAUUGUCAAAUGCGGGGCCUCUCCCUGGCGGGAUCCAGCGGAGAAAGAGCUAGAGAGAGCAAGUGGGAUGGCACUUGCUUGAGUGGAACAUGUAUUAACCCGAACUGGUGGUGGUUUUAGAUCUAGCCAGCUGGCAGCCAUGAAUGAAUGGAUGAGGAAAGGCCCCUUAGAAUGGCAAGAUUACACGUACAAAGAAGUCAGAGUGACAGCCAGUGAGAAGGAGUAUAAAGGAUGGGUUUUAACCACAGACCCAGUUUCUGCCAAUAUUGUCCUUGUGAACUUCCUGGAAGAUGGCAGCAUGUCUGUGACUGGAAUUAUGGGCCAUGCUGUGCAGACCGUUGAAACUGUGAACGAAGGGGACCAUAGAGUGAGAGAGAAGCUGAUGAAUUUGUUCAUGUCUGGAGACUGCAAGGCCUACAACCCCGAGGAUCUGGAGAAGAGAAAGAACAGCCUAAAGAAAUGGCUCGAGAAGAACCACAUCCCCAUCACAGAACAGGGAGAUUCACGAAGGACUCUGUGUGUGGCUGGGGUUCUGACUAUAGACCCACCAUAUGGUCCAGAAAAUUGCAGCAGUUCUAAUGAGAUUAUUCUCUCCCGUGUUCAGGAUCUUAUUCAAGGACAUCUUGCAGCUUGCCAGUGAGAGGCCAAGAACUAUGGAUGCAUCGAUUGAAAUAACACUUCAUUUUUAUUUUUUCCUUCAUAAAAUGUUUUGAAUGUUAAAUCCAUCAUAUUACAAGACUUCAAAGGCG